Messenger RNA from Syzygium oleosum, 3237 nucleotides. Its product is annotated as protein EXECUTER 1, chloroplastic. The transcript is spliced from 11 exons. The coding region runs from base 45 to 2183 and encodes 712 amino acids. Gene Ontology annotation, cellular component: thylakoid membrane. The record is from RefSeq and is a predicted model, not a curated record. NCBI's taxonomy places the organism in Eukaryota, Viridiplantae, Streptophyta, Magnoliopsida, Myrtales, Myrtaceae. Gene Ontology annotation, biological process: singlet oxygen-mediated programmed cell death; response to singlet oxygen.
CUCUCUCUGGAACUUGUGCGCGGGGGAGGCAUCGAGCGUCGGCGAUGGCUUCGGCGGCGCCUCCGAGCCCGCACCAGCUGAUGUUCCCGGGCGCGCGGCUCUCGACCUGCGCGUCCGCGAGGCGGGGGUCCCUCAGCCCCUCCCCGCCGCCGCCGUCGGCGCUGUUCCCCUCGCAAUCGCUCUCCAGGGCCCCCGAUUCCGCGCUCUGCCACUGCCGGAGCAACCCCUCGGAGGGCGCGCCCUCCCCUCCCGGCGACGGCGGCGACGGCGACCCCGCCCCGUGGGGGUGGGACUCCGCCAUCUGGGGCCUGCUGAAAUCAGCGGCGAGGGCGUUCGAUUCCUACGUGAACGCGCGCGCGAAGGAGCCCGAGGGCGCCCGCGGCGGCGGCGGCUCCGUGCGGGGAGAAAGGAAGGGGGUGGCGGCGGAGGGAGAUGGGGAGGAGAGCUGGGAUUGGGAUCGGUGGAAGCAGCACUUUGAGGAAAUCGACGGGCAAGAGCGUCUGCUUUCGAUAUUGAAGGUUCCUGGUUGUUUCCUCUUUUCACAAUUAAGUAAUGCUGUGCUCAAAGAGGAUUAUGAAGAAGCCGGGAGGCUUAAGGUGGCAAUUGCAGCUGCAUCCACCGGUGACACUGUUGGCAGAGUGAUGUCUUGCCUGAAAAGUGCCAUAAAUGAAGAACGUUAUCAGGAUGCAGCUUUUAUGCGAGAUAAUGCUGGUACUGGAUUGGUGGGAUGGUGGUCUGGGACUUCAAAUGAUACAUAUGAUCCAUAUGGUAUAAUAAUUCGUGUUACUGCAGAGCAUGGAAGAUAUGUGGCAAGGAGUUACAGUCCUCGGCAACUUGUGACAGCCGCACGUGGUGUUCCCUUGUUUGAAGUUUUCUUGAAGGUGGACAAGAAAGGCGAAUACCAGCAACAGGCUGUGUACUUGAAGCGGAGGGAAGUUAUUCAAGAUCCUCCUUUAGGUUCUUUGUUGUCUGUUUCUGAAAGCAAUACUAAUCCAGCAGACUCAAUUGAGGGAAAAAAUGAUGUCGUCAUUGCCACUACAGAAGAUGAUGAGGAUGGUAGUGGUAGGGAAGAUGGUUCUGAUCUUUCUGAGCAACUUCCUGGUUUUCAGAAUAUUCUGAGAGAUAUGAUUCCUGGUGUUAGGGUCAAGGUUAUGAAAGUUACAGCACCAGGGAAAGUUGACAAGGACCUUAUAGCUAAGGUGAUUGAGCAGAUGAUGGAGGAUGAAGAGGAAGAAGAUGAUGUGGACACUGAAGAUUUAGAGGCUGAAGAUGAAGUCAAGAGUGAAAGUGAUCAAGAGAGAGAUGAGGUGGAAAUGGAUGCGAUUCCUGGAGUUAUUGAAAGUGAAGGGCCAAAUGAGUUUGCGGUUAAAGUUGUUGUUGGUGGCCUUGUGCAGAAACUUUCUACCAAUGUCCCUACAAAAGACUUACUUCGAGUGCCAGCAAUCCUAGAGAAAAAGGGUCGUUCUUCAUUUUGUUUCUCGAUGAUUAAGGAUGUCAGUGGAAAGGACUCCAGCGGCAGGAAACAGUCUUCCGUGGGUAGGGAAGCUAAGUUCCGGAGUGGUCGUAGUAUUGACCAAGUUAUGCUUGAUCUUGCCAAGUUCAUUGGUGGGGAGAAAAUACCAAUGAAGGUUCUAAAAGAUGUCGGUGAAUUGAUAAGCCUCACUCUCAGCCAAGCUCAAAAUCACAGAUCCCUUUCUGGAUCAACAACCUUUAAUCGCAUUGAAAUACCAACUUCUUUUGAUCCUCUAAGUGGACUGUACAUUGGUGCACAUGGAAUUUACUCCUCAGAGGUCAUUCAUUUGAGACGUAAAUUUGGACACUGGCAAGAGGAUGGUCCGACCAAGGAUCGAACAGAACUCGAGUUUUACGAAUAUGUUGAAGCCUUAAAACUCACAGGAGAUCGCUAUGUGCCAGCUGGAAAGGUGGCAUUCCGUGCUAAGAUUGGUAAAAGAUAUCAGCUUCCCCAUAAAGGAAUCAUUCCAGAAGAACUUGGAGUGAUUGCUAGAUACAAAGGACAGGGAAGGCUUGCUGAACCUGGAUUUCAAAAUCCGAGAUGGGUGGACGGUGAGCUGGUUAUUUUGGACGGGAAGUACAUUAAAGGGGGGCCUGUCGUUGGGUUUGUCUAUUGGGCCCCUGAAUAUCACUUCUUGGUGUUCUUUAACCGGCUAAGGCUUCAAGAUUAGACUCACAUUGUACAUAGCGUCUGAGCGUGCUACCAUUUUCUCCAGGCAUGGAGUAAGUUAUUCCUCACUUGAGGUUAAGUGGGUUUGCUGGUAGUGAAGCUGUCAUUUAGUUCUCUAACAGUGAAUGAGUUGGACACGUUAGUUCAUUUGUUAUAGGUUACCAAUUAACUUUUACCAUGAAGACGACACUUCAAUCCUUUGCCGGGUACAUAGUCAAACAUUUUUUGCUUGAGGAGAUCUUUCUACCACCUUUUCUUCUUCUGAAAAUCCAUAAAUAUGCAGUAACGGUGCCUAUAAAAUCAACCCUUUCAUAUCUGCUGAUGUUGAUAAGAGUUCUGAAAAGUCCUUCUAUUGUUGGUUUUCUUUCAAUUAUGAUUAGUGGCACACAUGUAAACCCUUAAUCCCCCUUUCCUUGCUGCUCCAGUUUCCAAAAUCUCGAUACAGCAUGUUUCAUUUACAUCUUUGUUCAAUGAGAUGGCAUAUGCUUUUACCAUGUGCUUGUCUUUAGGUAGACAUCCGCCCAAAGUGCUACUAUAUUGCAGCUGGUUACAAUAGCUAUAGGCGAUUUGCCUGUGGAGUGACCUGCAGAGGGAGGAUGCUUCUUAAAUGCUCCGAUGGCCGAAUGGGAAGAAAAAGCAUAUGCUGAUGAUGAAGUCCCCUUCGCUAUUGCGCUACUUCCUUUUUGUCAUGCCGGAGGUCUCUCGUGGGAUUCUGACCACUUCUUGGUCAUUCGUCCUUGAUGGGUUCCGCUUCCAGGCUGAGGAUGUAAGAGUGUAGUCAGAGACACUAAUGGAGCAAAGGCCUCUCAAGGUAUCCUCUUCAUGGAUUAUCUUCAGUCUUUGCCAUACUGAGCUAAAUUCUUCGAUACCUUGUUCUCGUCUCCUUUGAUAUCUAACGUCAUGAUCCCAAAUGUAAAUGAAGAUGGGAUAUUUUUGACGCGUGAGAAGGGUGUUUGGAUGCGUUUAUGGCUUCACGAGAUCUAUCUUAUUAGAACUUUAUGUAGUCUCCCUGAUGAUAUAUUCACUGUUUGGGGAUGGCAAUCUUCUUCUCAAAA